GUCAGAAGUUCGAAUUUUAGUUGAAAUAUGUUUUACAGGCAGCGGGAUCCCGAGAUCUACGGCAGUUCCAGCUCCCUCUGCAGCUCCAGCUCCGAUCUGAGUCGCCUAAUAGCCGGAUCUGAAUUUAGUCGAAUACGCCGCUAUACCCGCACUCGAGUGAGGAAGGAUCGGCCCCAGCACGUGCACUAUAGCCCAUAUGAGACUAUCGAUUUAGAGGAGGCUCCCACCAUUCCGUAUCCCAAAUCGGUGGCCUUUAUCAUCAGCAAUGAGUUCUGUGAGAGGUUCAACUAUUAUGGAAUGCGAACCAUUCUGGUGUUGUAUCUCACAAACAAGCUGGGCUACAAUGAGGAGACCGCCACGGUGCUCUUCCACACCUUUACCAUGCUGGUCUAUAUCUUCCCCCUGAUCGGAGCUCUGAUAGCCGAUGGCUGGCUGGGAAAAUACAAGACUAUAUUAUAUCUAUCGCUGGUCUAUAGUUUGGGAGCCAUGGUGGUUUCCUUUGGCGCAGUUCCACUUACGGGGAUGCCAACCAAAGCGGUGACCGUUGUGGGACUCUUGCUUAUUGCUAUUGGAACUGGUGGGAUCAAACCCUGCGUUUCGGCGUUUGGUGGGGAUCAAUUCUCGCUGCCAGCUCAGAGUCUUCAGCUGGCCAAGUUCUUCUCGCUGUUCUACUUUGCCAUCAACGCUGGCUCCCUGAUCUCGACCACAUUCACCCCGAUCCUGAGGGCCGAUGUCCAUUGCUUUGGCGAUCAGGACUGCUUCUCACUGGCCUUUGGGGUGCCCGCCAUCCUGAUGAUCAUCUCGGUGCUGAUCUUUAUGGCCGGCAAGCGUUUGUACAGGUGUCAGCCUCCCGCGGGAAAUAUGAUCUUCGGGGUAUCGCGUUGUAUUGCGGAUGCCUUCAAGGGCUGGCAGAAGCGGAGGCACUCGGAGCCGAUGGAGAGCUUCCUAGACUACGCAAAGCCGACGGUGGGUGCCCGAAUGGUGCAGGAGACCAAGUGCCUGGGCAGGAUCCUGCGCCUUUUCCUGCCCUUCCCCGUCUUUUGGGCCCUCUUCGAUCAGCAGGGCUCGCGCUGGACCUUUCAGGCCACCAGGAUGGACGGAAUGGUACUCGGCUUCCAGAUCAAGCCCGAUCAGAUGCAGGUGGUCAAUCCACUGCUCAUCCUGGGAUUCCUGCCGCUCUUCGACUACAUUAUAUACCCCAUUCUGCGGCGCUGCGGCAUCAGGAGGCCCCUGCAGAAGCUGACCAUUGGCCUGCUCCUGGCUGCUUUGGGAUUCUUCCUGUCGGCUGGUCUCGAGAUGAAGAUGGAGCAGGCCGCCUACGGAGCCACGCCCACGGAACCGGAUGUGGCCCACCUGCGGAUAUACAAUGGCAUGCCCUGUCGCUAUGAAAUUUCGAGUGAUGUGGCUAGGAUGAUGGGUUCGCCACAGCAUAUAGAACCACUGGGCAUGUGGCAGGACCUGACGGUUCGUCUGCCCAAGUCCAAGACGUUCGCAUUUAAGGCUCAACCUGCCUCCGGAGAGUGUUCAGCCAUCACUGGGAAGUUGCGUUUGCAGCCGGGCAAGUCGGUGGGCUAUUUCCUGGCCCAGGACAAGCUGGUGGAGUUUGCCGAUGGACUGGAAUCGACCGCCGUUGACAGUGGUCGCUCCUCAGUGAGGGCCUUGCUGAAUACGCCCGAGAGCGAGGGACCUGUCCUGCUGUCCACCGAGUCAGCUGGAACCCCGGAGACACCCAUCUCCCUGGACAACCGCAAUGCGUCGCAGCUGUACAGGAUCCCAGCUGGCUUCUCGCAGGUGAACAUCAAUGGCCAGAAUGUGGGCAACUUCGAGGCCAAGGGUGGAGGACUCUACAGCCUUUUGGUGGCGGGAAGCUCUCGCGAUGGCUACCAAUACAAUCUGGUCGAGGUGCUGCCCCCCAGUGCCGUCUCCAUUCUGUGGCAGCUGCCCCAAAUCGUAGUGAUGACGGCGGCCGAGGUUAUGUUCUCGGUCACGGGACUGGAGUUCUCCUACUCCCAGUCGCCACCGAGCAUGAAGAGUGUCCUGCAGGCCUGCUGGCUGCUUUCGGUGGCCAUUGGCAACAUGAUCGUCGUGGUGAUUGCCGAGUUCAAGUUCACCAGCUCCCAGUCCGGGGAGUUCACCCUGUUCGCCAGCCUCAUGCUGGUGGACAUGCUCAUCUUCCUGUGGCUGGCCCGCAACUACCAGUACAAGGAUCAGUGCGAGGACCUCGAGGAGGACGACGAACCGGUGAUUGAGGAUGUUAUGCAGUCGAAGCCCCGGGCAGCUGCCAUUGAGCAUCCCCAGCGAAGAGCCGGCGGCAUGGAGGCGGAUCCGGGCUACGGGGCCUAUCGCAAUCACGCCUACGAUAACGAUUUCUCGGAGGCCUGAGAUCCGUACUUACGUAUCGAAAUGAUAAUCACCAACUUUUGUCGCCCGCACUCGCAUUUAGUCGUAGUCAACUCUUGUAUUUAUUUUAUCUGUGCGCAUUUAUAUUCAUAGUCGGCUGUAAAUAUGUUUGUUUUAAACGAGUAUUGUGUGUAUGCAAUUUUUUUUAUCCAAUUGUUUUGUAAAUACAUUUUAUACGUUUUAUUAUA
Messenger RNA from Drosophila subpulchrella, 2588 nucleotides. It is a transcript of the gene yin, whose product is annotated as peptide transporter family 1. The record is from RefSeq and is a predicted model, not a curated record. The transcript has 5 exons. Gene Ontology annotation, cellular component: membrane. Gene Ontology annotation, molecular function: dipeptide transmembrane transporter activity. Gene Ontology annotation, biological process: oligopeptide transport; transmembrane transport. Lineage: Eukaryota; Metazoa; Arthropoda; Insecta; Diptera; Drosophilidae. Bases 28 to 2382 code for a protein of 784 amino acids.